Trametes versicolor FP-101664 SS1 is the source of this 867-nucleotide messenger RNA. RefSeq lists its product as uncharacterized. Lineage: Eukaryota; Fungi; Basidiomycota; Agaricomycetes; Polyporales; Polyporaceae. The record is from RefSeq and is a predicted model, not a curated record. The transcript is spliced from 2 exons. The coding region runs from base 1 to 867 and encodes 288 amino acids.
AUGUAUUGCAGCAAGGAGUGUCAGAAACAGGCAUGGUCUACCCACAAGGUUUCAUGUCGCGCGAAGUGGAAGGAGUUGGAACCUCCGAUUGACGACGGCAUCAACCUACCAAUCCCUUCCGACUCUGUAGCUGCCUUUGACAACGCCCUAUUCGUCUGGAUAGUGACUCACCAAUACGAGAUCAACGUCAUAGCAACUGCCACUGCGUGCUUGCAAGGCGGCCACUCUCUUCACUUCUCCGAUACUCCUCGGACAAUCGUCUUCGCCUUAGCACCGAUGCCUCAGUUCGUGGCCUCCUUAAUCAGCGGCACACCAGUCGACAGUCCGGCAACGGGCUUCCAUCUAGUCAAUGCGCUAUCUAUGUCUAAGGCCGAGCUCUUCGAUGAUCAUCACCCCCCUGGUACACAGGGCACCUUCGACUGGGAGGAUGCGGUAUCAGGCUGUCGGAACGUGGCGGCGGCGGCGGUUUUGGAUACCGGAGCCAAUCCCGCAUGCAUCGGCGCAUUGCCCGGGAUAUUCCUCAUCAAGCAAUCCCCAGUCCUGCGCCUCCAGCCCGUCAUUGUGACCCGCUUGCCACACGAUCGGGGCGGCACACUUGAUGAGGAGACACGCGCCGUCUUUGAGGACGUCAGGACGCUGUGUGUCUUUCUCAUGUCCGCCGGGCUCGUGAUGCGCCCGUCCAGCGGGGAACACGAGGGUCGUCCUUGGCCCGACGUGGGCACCCUCGUUCGCAAGAAGAAGAAGGAGUGGGGAUGGGAGCCGUUCCCUGACUGGAACUGGGGACGGGCAGCCCCGAUGGUCCCGAGGAAGCUCAUGAAGACUGACCUUCAACCGGAAGAACUAUGGACGCGUUUCUUCAUCCAGUGA